CAUGUUACAGAGUAGGUCCCGUUAACCUUUCAGAAGGACUUAGAGGUCCAAGUACCAGGUCGAAUCUCCUUCAAUUAACAUUCUCGACUUCUGGUUUUGUUGUUGCCUCCGAGGUUAGAAACCACACGAAGCUAUGUCUACAUCCGAGACCGGAUCCAUACUCCAAUUCGCACCGUUUCAGAGCGCCGUUGACGAGGGUUUCUGGCACCGAUUGUCUUCUCUCAAGCUGAACAAACUUGGCAUCGAUGACUCUCCUAUUCCCAUCACCGGUUAUUAUUCUCCUUGCUCGCAUUCUCAAGUGUCGAAUCCUUUGACUCUGCUGGCUGAGUCUCUGCCACCUGAUCCGAAUGAGCAAGUAUCGGAGCCAGCAGGCACUCGUGGUAACAGGUAUAGAUGUUCUGUCCCAGGCAUACUCUACAACAAAAAUACGUUGGAAGACUUUCACUCCCUUGAUAAACCGAGCUUGCUGAAGGCAGAAGCAAAGAAGAUUUGGGAGGACAUAAACAUGGGCAAGGCCGUAGAGGACAGUGCAGCUUUAUCAAGGUUCCUUGUUAUCUCAUUCGCAGACCUGAAAAAAUGGAGCUUUCAUUACUGGUUUGCCUUCCCUGCUUUGGUGCUGGAUCCACCAGCUAAUGUAGUAAAUUUAAGGCCAGCUUCACAGUGGUUUAGCUUAGAGGAGGCGGAAUCUGUAUCAGCAGCCUGCAAUGAGUGGCGCAAUACAAGCUUGACAGCUGACGUACCAUUCUUCCUGCUCGCUAUAGCUUCUGAUUCGCAUGCUACUCUUUGGCAUCUGAGAGACUACGAAGCUUGCCAAGGUGAUGGUCACAAGUUGCUAUUUGGUUUUUAUGACCCAUGUCAUCUACCAAAUAAUCCUGGUUGGCCUCUUCGCAACUUCCUAGCACUGAUUGGUUCAAGAUGGAAUCUCCAGACUGUCAACUUUUUCUGCUACAGAGAGAAUCGUGGUUUCGCAGACCUUGGGUUGUCCCUCGUAGGUAAAGCAUUGAUCACAGUUCCUCAAGGAUGGAGAGAUCUUCAAUGCAUACCUAAUGCAGUGGGAUGGGAGUUGAAGAAAGGUAGGAAAGCAUCUAGGUGUAUUAGCCUCGCUAAAUCCAUGGAUCCAACCAGGUUAGCCAUAUCUGCGGCCGAUUUAAACUUGAAGUUGAUGAGAUGGCGUGCUUUGCCAUCACUUAAUUUAGACAUCUUGUCCUCGAUAAAGUGUCUUCUCUUGGGAGCUGGUACGCUAGGUUGCCAGGUUGCUCGCAUGCUUUUGGCUUGGGGUGUACGGAAAAUCACCCUAGUUGACUAUGGCAGAGUGGCUAUGUCUAAUCCAUUAAGACAAUCCCUUUACACGUUGGAUGACUGUCUCAAUGGAGGUGAUUUUAAAGCCACUGCAGCAAUUAAAAGCUUGAAGAGAAUUUUUCCAGCUGUGGAAGCGGAAGGCAUUGUAAUGGCAAUACCAAUGCCUGGUCACCCAGUGUCUAGGCAAGAGGAGGACAGUGUGCUUGAUGAUUGUAGACGCCUCCAUGAUUUGAUAAAUUCCCAUGACUUUAUUUUCUUAUUGACUGAUACGAGAGAAAGUCGGUGGCUCCCGACCCUUCUUUGUGCGAAUGCUAACAAGAUUUCAAUAAAUGCAGCUCUUGGAUUUGAUAGCUUUUUGGUGAUGCGCCAUGGACCUGGUCCUUUUGGCUCUGUCCAUGACUUAGAAACUGAAGCCGGAAGCUCUGUAUCUGCCGAUAUGGAUAACCUCAAUAUAACUGAUAAAAAUGAAGGGCAGAGAUUGGGCUGUUACUUUUGUAAUGAUGUUGUUGCGCCAAUUGAUUCAACUGCAAACCGCACUUUAGACCAGCAGUGCACCGUUACGCGUCCAGGCCUUGCUCCAAUUGCUUCAGCUCUUGCAGUUGAACUCUUAGUGGGAAUCCUGCAUCAUCCUAAGGGGAUAUUUGCUAAAGCUGAGCUGGAAAAUUCUAAUUACGGGGGAAGCAGUGAGCAGCCUCUUGGCAUUUUACCGCAUCAAAUUCGAGGGUCCCUCUCUCAGUUUUCUCAAAUGACACUUGUAGGACACUCCUCAAACAGUUGCACUGCUUGUUGCAGCACUGUGGUAUCGGAGUACCGGAAAAGAGGAACGGAUUUCCUACUCCAAGCAAUUAACCAUCCAACAUACCUGGAGGAUCUCACUGGACUGACUGAGUUGAUGAAAUCAGCUAACUCCUUUAAACUGGACUGGGAUGAUGAGAUGGAUGGUGAUGAUGAUGAUUUUGUGGAAAUUUAGAGUACCAUUUAGCUCUUCUAAAUUAUUAUUUUGUAAUCAAUUUACCAAAUGUACAGAAAAACAAGUCGAAGAAUGCAAUGUAAAGGCCAUAAUUUACUAGUUCAUCUCCAUUACUUCGUUGGACAGCA
Messenger RNA from Tripterygium wilfordii, 2397 nucleotides. RefSeq names its product ubiquitin-like modifier-activating enzyme atg7. Gene Ontology annotation, cellular component: cytoplasm; phagophore assembly site. Gene Ontology annotation, biological process: autophagosome assembly; protein modification by small protein conjugation; cellular response to nitrogen starvation. Gene Ontology annotation, molecular function: Atg12 activating enzyme activity; Atg8 activating enzyme activity. The transcript has 14 exons. NCBI's taxonomy places the organism in Eukaryota, Viridiplantae, Streptophyta, Magnoliopsida, Celastrales, Celastraceae. The coding region runs from base 134 to 2269 and encodes 711 amino acids. The record is from RefSeq and is a predicted model, not a curated record.